Paramecium tetraurelia is the source of this 1520-nucleotide messenger RNA. RefSeq lists its product as uncharacterized. NCBI's taxonomy places the organism in Eukaryota, Ciliophora, Oligohymenophorea, Peniculida, Parameciidae. The record is from RefSeq and is a predicted model, not a curated record. The transcript has 5 exons.
AUGAAAAUUUACAUUUUAUUGUUAGCAUUGGUGGCAACAUAGCAAAUGACUGUUGUCUUGUCCUUCUUACAAACUAACUAAGAGGAUGCUGUUAAUGUAGUUGAGAAUACAAAAGAAUUAAGCAAUGAGGAUGUUGAAGUCGAGGCAACAACUUUAGUGUCUUAGGAUGACAAUGCUUCUGUUACUUAAUUGUAGGAUUUAGAUGAUGUCCAAUUGAACACUGACAUUAACACUACUGAUGAAUCACAAUAAAUGUUAAAUCCAGAUGAUGAGACUCCAUAAAACAACAUUGAAGUUGUCUAAGAAUAAGAGUAAGAAAAUUAUGAUGAUCUUCAAUCAUAAGAUCAAGACUUUUCAGAAUAAUUGUAGGAGGUAGAAGACAACAAUUAUGAUUAAUCAGAAUAAAACAAUGAGUACACUGACGAUACUUAAAAUGAACAAGAUAUUGCUUAUGAUUAGGUUGAAGCUUAGGAUGAUGUUUAGCUUUAAUCCUAAACUGAUGAGCCUGCAGAAGUUCAAGAGUAAUAAGAAACUGAUUAAUAUACUGAUGAACCUCAAGUUGAAGUUCAAUAGGAGGCUGAUGUCUAUGAUUAAGAUGUCGACAAUUCAAGUGAUGUUGAAAUUCAAUAGGCUGAAAAUGAAGAUGUUUAUGCUGAUCCUGAAACAGACUCAGUCUAAUAAUCUGAAGUUUAAAACGAAGAAAUACAAUAACAAGAUACUGAAGCACAAGAUGUUGAAGUUGCAUUUGAGAAUGACUCUAAUGCAGAAGCAACAACUGAAUAAGAUGUCUAAUAAGAUAACCAAGAAAGUGAAAACUAUAUUGAUGAUGUCCCAUAAGCUUAACAAGAGGAUGUUCAACAAAAUGAAGUUGAUAAUUCAGAAUAAGAGAACAAUCUCUAAGAUCUUUCAGCCUAAGAAGAGACAAUUUAAUUCUAUGAUUCACCAUCAAACUAAAAUUUGGUCAAUUAAGAAAUUAAAUUGAUCCCUGAUGAAGAAUCAAAUAAUGCAGAGGCAUAAAUUGUUGAUGAACAAUAAGUUGUCGUCAUUGAAAAUUAGGCUUAAGAAGUGACUGAAGAAAAUAAUUCAGCCGAACCAGAAUCAAAUAAUAGCUAGGUUGAUGAGAAUAACUCAGCAGAACCAGAGUCUAAUAAUAGUUCUGAUCCAAAUGAUAUUAAUUUAGACAAUAAUGAUGCUUUAGUAAAUGAUGGUAAUGAUUGUGUCAUCAUUUACAACUAGUGCUAUUUCAAAGGUGAAUCAAUGAAAACAUGCGGAGAUCUUAGCUAAAUGAAAGAUUUCUAAUAUGAGAUCAGAUCUUUAUAAAUACCAUCUGGAACUACUUUGACAAUCUUUGAUCAUCCUAAUUUCGAAGGUUAGAAACAUGUGUUCUCUCAAAGUGAAUAAUGUUUGACAGACGCUGUUUUCUUUGCUCAAAUGGUCUUCAAAAGGGAAUAAAAGUUCCUUGGUAACUAUUUCUGAUAAAGAUCAAAAAUAUUACAUAAAUUAUGUUAACCAUUCUUUAA